This is a messenger RNA of Platichthys flesus (European flounder), 4107 nucleotides long. RefSeq names its product dynamin-2-like. The record is from RefSeq and is a predicted model, not a curated record. NCBI's taxonomy places the organism in Eukaryota, Metazoa, Chordata, Actinopteri, Pleuronectiformes, Pleuronectidae. The coding region runs from base 271 to 2841 and encodes 856 amino acids. Gene Ontology annotation, molecular function: microtubule binding; GTP binding; GTPase activity. The transcript is spliced from 20 exons. Gene Ontology annotation, cellular component: membrane; microtubule; cytoplasm.
GUGUCGCCUGACCGGAUGAUGACAGAAGUUUUUCUGUGUUAAUGUCGCUACUUCAACAUGCGAUCGUCCAGCUGUUAAACUCCCCAGGUCUCUGGGCAACGUCAGGACUCUUUGAUCGGGACCUCCACUGUGGUUGGUUGAGAUAAACUUCCCAGACCGCUGCGCCAUCUGGGAAGUUUUUGGAUUUGCUGUGGGAGCGAGCGACCCUCACUGGUUCCCACUCGACCGAGGGGGAGAAGAAGACCCAGCUGGGCACACCGAGGUGCCGCGAUGGGAAACCGGGGGAUGGAAGACCUCAUUCCCCUCAUCAACAAGCUCCAGGACGCCUUCAGCUCCAUCGGCCAGAGCUGCAACUUGGACCUGCCGCAGAUAGCGGUGGUCGGCGGGCAGAGCGCAGGGAAGAGCUCGGUGCUGGAGAAUUUCGUCGGCAGGGACUUUUUGCCGAGAGGAUCUGGUAUUGUCACCCGUCGUCCUCUCAUCCUCCAGCUGGUUAACAGUAAAGCAGAAUAUGCCGAGUUCCUGCACUGUAAGGGUCGCAAGUUUGUUGACUUUGAAGAAGUCCGUCAGGAGAUCGAAGCAGAGACCGAGCGUCUCACCGGCUCCAACAAGGGCAUCUCCCCGGUCCCCAUCAACCUCCGUGUCUACUCCCCGAACGUGCUGAAUCUGACCCUGAUCGACUUGCCGGGGAUGACCAAAGUGGCGGUGGGAGACCAGCCUCAGGACAUCGAGCACCAGAUCAGAGAAAUGCUGAUGCAGUUCAUCACUAAGGAUAGCUGCCUGAUCCUGGCCGUCACCCCGGCCAACAGUGACCUGGCCAACUCUGAUGCCCUGAAAAUAGCCAAGGAGGUGGACCCUCAGGGUCUGCGGACCAUUGGUGUGAUCACUAAGCUGGACCUGAUGGACGAAGGGACAGAUGCACAGGACAUCCUGGAAAACAAACUCCUGCCGCUGCGCAGAGGUUACAUCGGGGUGGUGAACCGCAGUCAAAAGGACAUCGAUGGGAAGAAAGACAUCCGGGUUGCUUUGGCUGCUGAGAGGAAGUUCUUCCUGUCCCAUCCUGCCUAUAGACACAUUGCAGAACGCAUGGGCACACCUCACCUGCAGAAAACCCUCAACCAGCAACUUACCAACCACAUCCGAGACACGCUGCCAGGGUUACGUAGCAAGCUGCAAAGCCAGCUGCUGUCGCUGGAGAAGGAGGUGGAGGAGUACAAGAACUUCCGCCCUGACGACCCCACACGCAAGACCAAGGCCUUACUCCAGAUGGUGCAGCAGUUUGGUGUCGACUUUGAGAAGUGCAUCGAGGGGUCUGGAGAUCAGGUGGACACCUCCAACCUGUCCGGUGGAGCCAAGAUCAACCGCAUCUUUCACGAGCGCUUCCCAUUCGAGCUGGUGAAGAUGGAGUUUGAUGAGAAGGAGCUGAGGAAACAGAUCAGCUAUGCCAUCAAGAACAUCCACGGUGUCAGGACAGGCCUCUUCACCCCUGACCUGGCGUUUGAGGCCAUAGUGAAAAAGCAGAUCAUUAAGCUGAAAGAGCCCUGUCUGAAAUGCAUCGACCUGGUCAUCCAGGAGCUCAUCAACACAGUCAGACAGUGCACCAAUAAGCUGGGCUCGUACCCUCGACUAAGAGAAGAAACAGAGAGGAUCGUCACCACCUAUGUCAGAGAGCGAGACAGCAAGACCAAAGACCAGGUGCUGCUGCUGAUCGACAUUGAGCUCUCUUACAUUAACACUAAUCAUGAGGACUUCAUCGGAUUUGCCAAUGCCCAGCAGAGAACUGCUGCUAACAUUACCAAGAAGAGAGUCAUGCCAAACCAGGUGAUCCGCAGAGGCUGGCUCACCAUCAACAUCAGUAUCAUGAAGGGAGGAUCCAAGGACUACUGGUUCGUCCUGACGGCCGAGUCUCUCUCCUGGUACAAAGAUGAGGAGGAGAAAGAGAAGAAGUACAUGCUGCCUCUGGACAACCUGAAGCUGAGAGAUGUGGAGAAAGGCUUCAUGUCCAGCAAACAAGUCUUCGCCGUCUUCAACACUGAACAGAGGAAUGUGUACAAAGACCUGCGUCAGAUUGAGCUGGCGUGUGACACUCAGGAGGAUGUUGACAGCUGGAAGGCCUCGUUCCUCAGAGCGGGCGUUUACCCAGAGAAGGACCAGCCUGAGAACGAAGAUGCGAUGAACCCGAGCGACACCGUGUCCAUGGACCCUCAGCUGGAGCGCCAAGUGGAGACCAUCCGCAACCUGGUGGACUCCUACAUCGGCAUCGUCAACAAGUCCAUCAGAGACCUCAUGCCCAAGACCAUCAUGCACCUCAUGAUCAACAGCGCGAAGGACUUCAUCCACUCGGAGCUGCUGGCCUAUCUGUACUCAGCAGGAGACCAGGGCAGUUUGAUGGAGGAGUCAGCUGAGCAAGCUCAGAGGAGAGAUGAGAUGCUGAGGAUGUACCAUGCCCUGAAAGAGGCCCUGGUCCUCAUUGGAGACAUAAGCACCACCACUAUUUCUACACCCGUGCCUCCACCAGUGGAUGACACCUGGAUGACAAAGGAGCCAAGUCCUCCUGCAGCCUCCCGCCCGGCCUCAGCGACAGCGCCCCCUCCCAGCCGACCCCCAAAUGUGAGGGGGCCCACCGCGGGGCCUCCUGCCCCCCUCAAUCCCUCACCAGCGUUUGGAGUGCCGCCUGUGCCUUCUCGACCCGGCCCUCCACCGGGGCAAACGGCCUAUGCUGGAGACGCCAAUUCCGGUUCUGUGCCUCUUGUCCCAUCGAGGCCAGCCCGCGUGCCUCCGGCGCUGCCGCCGGGGAUUCCGAGGCGACCUCCACAAGGCCCCUCUCGUCCCAACCACUGGUGAAGGAAACAGAUGUUGCCCACUCCCACUAGGACUCAGUCAGCAGGAGCUGGAGGAGUCUGCUCAGUUUGAUGUGAAGGUUAUCAGAAGUUAAAGUGCAUGAAAAGGUCUCUGUUGUCUACAGCUGUUUUAGUUUGACAUUGAAGGAAGGGAAAGGUGCAGAAACAAUUGGUGUAAAUUAUGACAGUGGCUGGAAAGUAUUGUCAACAAUUUAGAAAUGAUCUAAAUGCAAGUGACAUAAUAAAUAUUCUGGUCAUCCGUGUACAUACAGGUAUGAUAUUUAGUUGUUUAGCUAUUUCCAGCAUUUAAUGUCGACUGUUUAUCAAUUAUCAUUCGUUUUCCAUGUGUCUAUACAUGUUUUCUGAAUACUUUGUCUCAUGAGUUUGCUUCCUCACUUAAAAUUGGUGAAAUCAGAGCAAAGAAAAGUGAAAUGAGGAACUAGAAAAUCCGUAUUGCGUUUGUACGCCUCCGCCAAGCAGCUCAGUUUCCAUGUGCAUAUUUCUACAUGCUUUUCCACAAGAUAAAAAAUGCACUUUGUGAGGUCACUGUGACGUUUGACCACCAAAAUCCAAUCGGUUCAUCCUUGAGUAAUAGUGAAUAUUUGUACCUAAUUUUAGGAAAUUCCUCUUAAGGCAAUCUUGAGAUAUCAUGUUCACAGGAUGGGAUUAAAGGACAGAUGGACAAAGUGAGAACCGACUGCCUCAGGCCGUCGCUGGCACAGAGGCAUAAAAAGAUCAGGAAACUGCAUAUUGACAUGGUCCACAUACAGAGCUGGAUGUUGUUAUAUCCAAAGCUAGAUGCCACUAAAUCCUACACACUGAACCUUUAAAACCACUUCAGCUGAAGGUCACAUAAUAUCAAUGUUGUUUUUGAGAAAGGUUAUAUUGUUUGAUAAGGUCAGACAACCAGGGAUCAAUAUCUGCAAAAAUAAACACGUCCCUACAUGAGGGUCACACACCUGAUGGCUUCCACCAUGGCUCGGGGGGAAAUAGUGAUAAGCUUAGUUAUGUUGUUUAAAAAAUAUGCAAGAUGAUCAUAUAAACAAGGUGUAUUUAAGUUUUCAGUUUACAAGCUGCUGGUGGAUCAAUAAGGGGUUGGCUGUAUCUGAGGGGGUAGAGCGGUUGCUCUACACAAGGUUGGCGCAAGGUCGGCGGUUCGAUCCCGGUCUUUACCAUCUGCAUACCAGAUACUGAACCCUGAAUUGCCCGUCAUAGAAAAAGUACUGCCCGUAGAUGCACAGUAUGAAUGUAUGGGUGAUUAGCAAGACUA